Messenger RNA from Limulus polyphemus (Atlantic horseshoe crab), 2075 nucleotides. Its product is annotated as dynamin-1-like. The transcript has 18 exons. NCBI's taxonomy places the organism in Eukaryota, Metazoa, Arthropoda, Merostomata, Xiphosura, Limulidae. The record is from RefSeq and is a predicted model, not a curated record. Gene Ontology annotation, cellular component: cytoplasm; microtubule; membrane. Gene Ontology annotation, molecular function: GTP binding; microtubule binding; GTPase activity. The coding region runs from base 179 to 2056 and encodes 625 amino acids.
UACAUGGUCCUCUUGAAAACAUUAAAGUAGAUAAAGCACCAGCGUUCCAGUAAGGAAACCUAGAAUCGAAUCUUGUUCACUAACGACAUAGACAUAAUUCUUCACUGGACUCCCUUGAAGACGGCAGCCGAAACGUAGAAUAAAAACAACAAAUUCGAUUAAAGACUGAGUUUUCAAGAUGGAGAACGAGGGAAUGCAACAAUUGAUUUACACUAUGAACAAACUGCAGGAUGCUGUAUCCGCAGCUGGAGUUGAGCUUGAGGUUGACCUACCUCAGAUAGCUGUCGUCGGAGAGCAAAGUGCUGGGAAAAGUAGUGUCCUGGAAAAUUUUAUUGGAAAAGAAUUCUUACCACGUGGAACUGGAGUCGUGACUAGGCGACCUCUGGUGAUCCAUCUUUUCUACAGUCCUGAUAAAGAAUAUGCUAUUUUCAACCACCAGCCAAACAAAACAUUCACGGAUUUCAAAGAAAUUCAACAAGAGAUUAUUGUAGAAACUGACAGAGAAACGGGUAAAACAAAAAACGUUUCUGCAAAACCAAUUACAUUGCGUAUAUACUCACCAAAUGUUUUACAAGACUUGACUGUAGUAGAUCUUCCUGGACUAACCAAAGUACCUGUUGGUGACCAGCCUAAAGACAUUGCUGUUCAAAUACAGAAUAUGGUAAAAGAAUUUAUCAGUCAGCCAAAUUGCCUUAUUCUUGUCGUAACUCCUGCAACUCAAGACAUUGCUAACUCAGAUGUAUACAAAAUUCAAAAAGAUACUAAACCCGCAGGUGAACGAACAAUAGGUGUUCUAACAAAAUUAGACCUCAUGGAUAAAGGAACAGAUGCCCGGGAAAUUUUGGAAAAUAAGAUUUUUCCAUUAAAAAGAGGAUAUAUUGGCAUCGUUAGUCGAAGUCAGAAAGACGUUGAAACAAACAAAGAUAUUAAGAAAGCAUUACAAGACGAAUAUAUGUUUUUCAAAAAACAUCCAAGUUACAAACACCUAGCUCACCAGAUGGGAACAAAAUAUCUUCAGGAGACUUUGAAUAAACAGCUUAAAGCUCACAUUCAAGAAUGUUUUCCCAGUGUUUGGUCAACCUUACAGCAUCAGCUGAUAAACAUGAAAAGAGAAUAUGAAAAACUCGAAAAUAUUAUUGGUGAAGCUGACGACGCUGGUAAAAUUAAAUGCAUGACAUCAAUAGUUUACGAAUUUGCCAACGAAUUUAAGAAAAGGCUUGUUGGACAGACAGAAACCGCAAAUCAUCGUAAUGUUGACGAAGGAGCACUGAUUAAUGAUGCUUUUUACAAUGAAGUUACCGAGUUAUUAAGCAUGGAGUUGGUGCCAUGCGACAAAGAUUUGGUUUUUGUUAUCAAGAAUAUUCACGCCUAUAGAACACCAUUGUUCACUCCAGGACUAGCGUUUGAUGCUGUUACUACAAGAUUAAUUGAGAAGUACAAAGUCCCUAUUGUGACAGCUGUUGACAUUAUUACCAACAUCAUGGCAAAUCUGAUUGAUAACUGUGCUGUUGAGCUCAAACAUUAUCCAAAACUUCAUGACGAAGUGAUUUUCCGACUGAACACUCAUCUUCAAAAACAGCAAGAGGUGACCAAGGAAAAGUUGCAAAGCCACAUUGAUUCAGAAAUGUCAUUCUUUAACCUGCGACAUCCAGACUUUAAUAGAAACGGAACUCGGUCGAAACCAAAUACGAAGAGUGCUAAAAGUGAACAGAAAGUAGACAACAAAGUUGAUAUAACAAAUAGAGCAGAUAAAGAGAGUUUGUUACUCAACGAUCCAAACAUACAGAGCCAAGUGGACCAGUUAGUAGCUAUGAUUGAAUCUUACAUGAAAGUAGUAGCCAAGACGAUCCAAGACUUAGUUCCGAAAUACAUCAUGUUGUUCCUUGUAAAAAAUACUAUGACAUAUGCAACAAAGGAACUUACAGGAGAGCUUGUAGCUGAUUGUGCUAUUAAAACUUUGAUGUCAAUUCGUGAUGAAGACGUUAAAAGACGAGAAGAGCUUAGCAUAGCGAUUGAUACUAUUAAAACGGCACUGGAAAUUAUUGGUAAAGUUUGAUAGGACUGCCUUUAUUUAU